CAUGCCCCUGCCAAGGGCGGCCUGUGAUCUUGACUGGAAUAGUUUAGUUCAAGCAGCCCAAGAAUAUGAGACACAAAGGAUGGCAGCCCUUUUGUCAGAAAUGAGUCCUGUAUCAAGCAGGCCAGACACACCAUCCAAUGGAACCUACAAGAUCCACCAAUCCAGUGCCUACUGCAGUGGAGAAGAUAUAGACAGUGACUUAUUCAUUGACUUUCCUGACCAACUCUCUCACCUGGAAGGGAUGCUUAGGCGACUGAGUAGUGAUCUGCUGAAGGAGAAGAGAGACAAGGUGGCUCUUCUGGCAGAGGUGUUGAAGCUUCGCAUUAGCAACCAGCAUCUGAGAGAAGAGUCCCUUUGUGCAUGUGCACAACUACACAAAAUCAGCAACAUUUUAAACACGGCACCUGGAGAGAUGGAGUAAUGCAGGGUAGCAAGCAAAGUCUACAAGUCUGGAUAUCGGCACACUUUUUUUGCCCUGAUUUGGGAGGUAAAAAUCUGCAGAAUGGAUGUAAACAUUUAUAGAUGUGUUACAUGAAGCCAUUGGUGACUGAAAGCUUUUUCAAAUUAACCAAAAUAUUUCAUUUCAUGAACAAACAUUUAGGGGCAGAGGUUAUGUAGAAACAUAUAAAGCAACUUACAAAUGACAAUGUUCCAGUUCUUUUGAUCUUUUUUACUGGUGCAGGUUUCAUGCAAGCUUGAAAACCCAAACAAAAUGAACUAAUUUAAGGUUUAUUAACAGCACAGUACAAACCAGAACAACUUUCAUGAGGUUGGCAACUCUCUUGGGAAACAUAUUAGAGCUCCUCUAAGGCUUCUUACUGAAUAAUUAGGUUAAGGCUAUAAAAAAGAACAACAACUAUAAA
Messenger RNA from Sinocyclocheilus rhinocerous, 863 nucleotides. Its product is annotated as signal-induced proliferation-associated 1-like protein 3. NCBI's taxonomy places the organism in Eukaryota, Metazoa, Chordata, Actinopteri, Cypriniformes, Cyprinidae. The record is from RefSeq and is a predicted model, not a curated record. Bases 2 to 421 code for a protein of 139 amino acids. The transcript is spliced from 4 exons.